Molecule: messenger RNA, 1424 nt
Organism: Rotaria sordida
Lineage: Eukaryota; Metazoa; Rotifera; Eurotatoria; Philodinida; Philodinidae
Source: the annotation of a GenBank genome assembly
AUGAGUGUUAGUGGGAGUCAUAAACGGCAUUCACGUAACUCUUUUGUGUCAGUUCGCUAUAUACCAACUGAUGAAGAAGAAGAACUUCAUCGUCAAACUGAAGCACAAAAUUUACGAGUCUCCUUACAUCAAAUUAAAAACAUUGAAACAAUUCUUAAUCUUGUCGAAAAUUUUAAUCGACAUUUACAUUUAACAUUGAUGGUUGAUCGGUUUCAUUCAAGUUAUCAAGAAUAUUAUUUAGCAUUGUCACAAGCUUUAAGAGAUAUUCUUGCUAAAAAUUGGAUUCGUACACAGCAAUUUUAUCAAAUGACAGGCAGUAAACGAGUAUAUUAUCUUAGUUUAGAGUUUUAUAUUGGACGAUAUAUGAGAAAUACAUUGAUUAAUCUUGAUAUUAAUGAACAAAUGAUACAAGCAGCUGAAGCACUUAAUAUUAAAUUAAAUGAUAUUGAAGAACUUGAAGAUGAUGCUGCAUUAGGUAAUGGUGGUCUUGGUCGUUUAGCAGCUUGUUUUCUUGAUUCAAUGGCUACAUUGGGUAUUCCAUCCUAUGGAUAUGGAUUAAGAUAUCAAUUUGGAAUAUUUAAACAACAAAUUGUUGACGGUUGGCAAGUAGAAGUACCAGAUGAUUGGCUUCGACAACCAAUGCCUUGGGAAAUUCGACGAGUUCAAAAUGAAAUUCGUAUUCAUUUUUAUGGAAAAGUUAUUUGGAAUGAAUUCAUUAAUAACUUUCAAUGGACUGACUAUGAAACAGUAAUUGCUCAAGCUUACGAUUAUCCUGUACCUGGUUAUAAAAACAAUAUUGUCAAUACAAUGCGUCUAUUUUCUGCUAGAGCUGAUUGUGAUUUUAAUUUUAAAUCGUUCAAUGAAGGUGAAUACAUACAUGCAGUAAUGGAACGUAACAAAGCUGAACGUAUUACUUGUGUAUUAUAUCCUAAUGAUAAUAUUGCUGAAGGACGUGAAUUACGUUUAAAACAAGAAUAUUUCUUAAUUGCUGCUAGUUUACAUGAUAUUUUACGUCGAUUUAAAAGUGAAAAACGUUGGCAAACAUCAUCAAAUAAAGAAAUAAAAAACAAUACUUUACAAUUACCAGAAGCAAAAUCAAAUCAAAAAUCAGUUUCAUCUAUAUUUGUUGAUUUUAAAUGUAUGCACGACAUGAUAGCUAUUCAAUUAAAUGAUACUCAUCCAUCAUUAGCUAUACCUGAAAUGAUGCGUCUUCUUCUUGAUAAUGAACAUUUAUCAUGGGAUGAUGCAUGGUAUAUAACAGUCAAUUGUUUUGCAUAUACAAAUCAUACAUUAAUGCCUGAAGCAAUUGAACGAUGGCCAGUUCAGAUGAUUGAAAGUUUGUUUACAACGAAUAAUAUGCGAUACAAAAGAAAUGAAAGCAUUAUUGAGUAGUGUUUUCGAUAAAAUUAAAGCAUUGAAUUUUU